AGGGGCGGGAACUUUGCGUAAGUGUCCGCCAUUCUUAAAGCAGUUUGUGAAGAACAAACAGUCUCGUUGUUCCGCAUAAACAAGGUAAAACGUGGUGCCAGCGUUUUGACUGUUAUUUUUGUCCGGAGUCCACAGCACCAUGUUCGGCAGCUGGUGGAGCAGUGAGCCGGUGACCCACGGGCUGGUGGUUCUGUUCGCCAUGGGGUCCUGGAUUUCCGUCAACAGUCUGUGGGUCGAGCUCCCGGUGGUAGUCAACGUGCUGCCCGAAGGCUGGAAUCUUCCUGCCUACAUCUCAGUGCUGAUAGCAUUUGGGAACAUAGGUCCAGUAGCAGUCACCAUCACUCACCACUGUGCUCCGGGACGUUUAAAUGAACGCAUCGUCAUCCACUGCAUCCAGGCGCUGGCUGUGGUGUCCUCCAUUCUUCUGGCCAUCUUCUGGUCACACACCGUCACAAUAGCUGGAGAGGAAAGGUCUCUGCCUUUCCUGCUCUUCACCUUUCUGCUGUCUUUUGUUUGCUGCACAUCCAACGUCACCUUCCUGCCUUUCAUGUUUAGUUACCCUCAACAGUAUAUUCGUACGUUCUUCAUCGGUCAGGGCCUCAGCGCCUUGGUCCCUUGCGUUGUGGCCUUAGGGCAAGGCGUUGGCAAGCUGGAGUGUAAAAUCGUGAAUGGCACGGUGCAUCCCGAAUAUUUAAAAGAGAACUUUCCUGCACAGAACUUCUUCUGGUCCUUGUUUGUCAUGCUGGCAAUCUCAGCUCUGAGUUUCCAGGCUUUAAUGCGAAGACAGAUAAGGUCACAGGAAGAUGCACCCUCACAGGAGUCCGAGAAUCCAGCACCGGUGAAAAACGGAAUAGAAACAGAUCUGCUACACAACGGAGGGACCCCGGUGUCUGAGGACCUGGUUCAGAUUGAGGAAGCGUCACAGACAUUUUGGACCAACAGGAACGUCUUCCUGCUGUUUCUGCUCGCCAUCUCAAACGCCCUCACCAACGGCGUACUGCCGUCUGUGCAGAGCUUCACCUGUUUGCCUUACGGGACCAUGACCUUUCACCUGUCCGUCGUCCUCGGCAACAUAGCCAACCCCGUGGCCUGCUUUGUAGCGAUGUUUGUUGUUCUAAGGUCCUCCACUGGUCUCAGCAUCCUGUCUGUAGCGGGGAUUGCAUUUGCUUCGUAUCUCAUGGCAUUGGCAGCAAUCAGCCCCUGUCCUCCUCUCCUGGGAAACCCUGCAGCAGUAGCUUUAGUGGUCAUCUCCUGGAUUAUUUUCACCGGCCUCUUCUCCUAUGUGAAGGUGGUGAUCGGGACUAUGCUUCACGAGGCGGGUCACUCUGCCCUGCUGUGGUGUGGAAUCUCCAUCCAGGCCGGCUCACUGAUCGGAGCCCUCACCAUGUUCCCUCUCAUCAACAUCUACCAAGUGUUUGAACAGGCCCAAGAUUGCGUGAAUAACUGCACGUUGCAGGAGUGAGAAAUGUAAGAAUUUAUAAAGGCUCAAUUCCCAUUUAUACGUAAAAGAAUGACUAUUUUAACACUGUUUAACGGCUCCGGAGUGAGGAAUCGUAUGAAGUGAUGAAGACUCCUCUCCUGAUGCAGAGGCAUCUGAGCCUGAGACAACAUUCCCAGAUAAUGGAAGCUUUGUAUGCUGCACUUUGGCCAGAGGGAAGUAAAAAGCAUAUGAUGCCGUUAUACCACUAGUGCUUUGUGUGGUAUUUUGAAUCCCUGUAGUUGUUUACUGUUGCAAACACAGCAGCUGAUGGAUUUUCUCCCAACACAAGAGUCCAUGUGAAAAGCUCUUUACUCAGGGACACAAUCAUUGACUUAUUCAUUUACAUGUGCUGCUCCUAAGUAUGAUUCAUAAGAAAUAUUUAAACUGUUGGUCGCUUCCAUACAAGAAGUGUUUUAAUUGAAUCUUUUUUUAAUGACAUGAGUUUUUUCAAAAUGUUGCCUACCUCUUUCCUUUUGAUUCCGUUAAAGCACAUAAUGCCCUUUUGUCUGAUAUAAACUUAAGCAGUUACAUAAACUAUUUUAUCAAUGCCAAACAUUUUUCUGCCUGAAAGAUGUUAAACUUUUCAAAAGAAGUACUCACAAUGAAAACGAUCCUUUACACUUGACAAUGUUUCAUAAUGCUCUAUAUGUUGGUAUAAUGUGUUGGUAUAAUGUGUUGGUAUACUAGUUUAUUUACUAGUAAUUUAGAUUUUCAUUGAUUCCAAAUGUACAUCGAUGUGGUGCUAGGGAACGAUAGCUGGCUUUGAUGGGGAGUAAAGAAAUGCAGUUUCAGUCAACUGUUACAUUGUCAUGGCAGUCACUGAAUUAAUUAUUGAUAUCCUUGAUACGCAUAAAUUCCUUGUAGGGUAAUUGUUUCAACUAUGCUGCUACAGUAAAUCUCAUUUAAUAACUGAAUCAAACUCUACAGACGUUUACAGAACAUUUGUUCAUGUUGCCUUAACUUAAUGGUUGCAAUCCCACAUUUCUAAUCUAUCAAUUAUCUGUUUAAUAGUCAAAGUCCACUUUAUUGUCAAAGUUUCCACCUGUGUUAUACAUACAGACAAUUGAAAUACCGUGUCUGGCAGUCCCACAGUGCAAAUAUAAACAAGAACAUCUAACAUAAAAAGAUAAGAGCCUAGAACAAAAAGGGGGGGGGGUAAAAAGGGGUAUACAUUUUUUUUGAAAUGGUGCCAUGUGUGUGCCCUCUUUAAAUGUGUUGGAAGUUAAAUUAUGUUUAAGGUUUUUUCUUCAUGUCUGGUGAUUUUCUUUGGUUGAUUUUCUUAUUUGAGUUGAUAUUGAAAUGGCUGAUGUGUUUAUUUUGAAGGUUGUGGAACAACUUGUAAACAAAUAUUUGUUGAAAAUGUUUUUUGGUGGUAAAGCUGCAGUAUUAUCAAGCUUUCAAAUUCAUUAAAAAUCAUCUAUAAAGAAAA
Eleginops maclovinus (Patagonian blennie) is the source of this 2909-nucleotide messenger RNA. It is a transcript of the gene slc52a2, whose product is annotated as solute carrier family 52 member 2. Lineage: Eukaryota; Metazoa; Chordata; Actinopteri; Perciformes; Eleginopidae. Bases 140 to 1462 code for a protein of 440 amino acids. Gene Ontology annotation, biological process: riboflavin transport. Gene Ontology annotation, molecular function: riboflavin transmembrane transporter activity. The transcript has 4 exons. The record is from RefSeq and is a predicted model, not a curated record. Gene Ontology annotation, cellular component: plasma membrane.